Molecule: messenger RNA, 378 nt
Organism: Trichoderma virens Gv29-8
Lineage: Eukaryota; Fungi; Ascomycota; Sordariomycetes; Hypocreales; Hypocreaceae
Exons: 4
Coding region: 1-378 (125 amino acids)
Biological process (GO): rRNA processing
Molecular function (GO): DNA binding; peptidyl-prolyl cis-trans isomerase activity
Source: RefSeq, a predicted model, not a curated record
AUGGGUAAGAACGACAAAAAAUCGGGAGAUAAAGGCGGCGCCAAGGGAAAAGGUGCUGAGGGCAAAGAAGGCGGAGGCAAGGCAAAGGGGGCGAUGUCUAUCAACGUUCGUCAUAUUCUGUGCGAAAAACAUGCCAAGAAGGAAGAAGCUCUUCUGAAGCUGAGUGAGGGUGUCAAAUUUGACGAGGUGGCACGGGCCUAUUCAGAAGACAAGGCACGACAAGGAGGUUCUCUAGGCUGGAAGACGAAGGGGAGUCUGGAUCCUACGUUUGAAGAAGUUGCCUUUUCUUUGGAACCAAGCACUACGAGCAGUCCUAAGAUUGGAGAGGCCAAGACGCCGUUUGGCUAUCACAUCAUAAUGGUCGAAGGGCGGAAAUAA